AUGGUUCGGAACGUGGACGACCUGGACUUCCACCUGCCCUCGCACGCCCAGGACAUGCUGGACGGGCUGCAGAGGCUGCGCGCGCAGCCCAAGCUGGCCGACGUCACGCUGCUGGUGGGCGGCCGGGAGCUGCCCUGCCACCGCGGCCUCCUGGCGCUCAGCAGCCCCUACUUCCACGCCAUGUUCGCGGGCGACUUUGCCGAGAGCUUCUCGGCGCGCGUGGAGCUGUGGGACGUGGAGGCCGCCGUGGUGGGGCAGCUGGUGGACUUCGUGUACACGGGCCGGCUGACCAUCACCCAGGCCAACGUGGAGGCCCUGACCCGCACGGCCGCGCGCCUCCACUUCCCCGCCGUGCAGAAGGUGUGCGGCCGGUACCUGCAGCAGCAGCUGGAUGCCACCAACUGCCUGGGCAUCUGUGAGUUCGGGGAGCAGCAGGGGCUGCUGGGCGUGGUGGCCAAGGCCUGGGCCUUCCUGCGGGAGAACUUCGAGGCGGUGGCGCGGGGGGACGAGUUCCUGCAGCUGUCCCGGGACCGGCUGGCCGCCUGCCUGGCCAGCGACCUGCUGCAGGUGCAGCCGGAACAGAGCCGGCUGGAGGCCCUGCUGCGCUGGGUGCGCCACGACCCCCAGGCCCGGGCCGCCCACCUGCCCGAGCUGCUCGGCUUGGUGCGCCUGGACGCCGUGCCCAGGCCCUGCGUGCAGCGGCUGCUGGCCACAGAGCCGCUCAUCCUGGAGUCGGAGGCGUGUCAAGCAGCCCUGUCCCAGGGCCAUGAUGGGGCGCCGCCGGCCCUGCCGCAGCAGCUGGAGGAGGUCCUGGUGGUGGUGGGCGGCCGGGCCCUGGAGGAGGCCGAGGAGGGCGCCGAGGAGCCCGCCCCGCAUCUCGAGAACUUCGCCUUCUACAACGCCAAAGCCAAGAGGUGGACGCCGCUCCCCGACUUCCCCGACUUCCACAAGUGGGGCUUCUCCCUGGCCGCGCUGAACAACAGCGUCUACGUCACAGGUGGCUCUCGGGGCACUAAGACGGACACCUGGUCAACCACCCAGGCCUGGUGCUUCCCAAUGAAGGAGGCGGCCUGGAGGCCGGUGGCACCCAUGCUGAAGGCCCGCACAAACCAUGCCAGCUCCGCGCUCAACGGGGAGAUCUAUGUCAUCGGCGGCACCACCCUGGACGUGGUGGAGGUGGAGAGCUACGACCCCUACACAGACACCUGGACGCCGGUCAGCCCCGCCCUGAAGUACGUCAGCAAUUUCUCCGCGGCCAGCUGCCAGGGCCGGCUCUACCUGGUGGGCUCCAGCGCCUGCAAGUACAACGCGCUGGCCCUGCAGUGCUACAACCCCAUCACAGAAGCGUGGAGUAUGAUCGCCUCGCCCUUCCUCCCCAAGUACCUGUCCUCGCCGCGCUGUGCAGCUCUGCAGGGGGCGCUCUACCUGGUCGGCGACAACACCAAGAAGGUCUACGUGUACGAUCCCGGGGCCAACCUGUGGCAGAAGGUGCAGUCCCUGCACAGCCUGCACGAGAACGGCGCACUGGUGCCGCUGGGCAACGCUCUGUACCUGACGGGUGGCCGCUGGCAGGGCAUGGAGGGCGACUACCACGUGGAGAUGGAGGCCUACGACCCCAGGAGGGACGCCUGGGUCCGCCACGGCGCCCUGCCCCGCCUCUGGCUCUACCACUGCGCCUCCACUGUCUUCCUGGACGUCUCCAAGUGGACCCAGCCCUUCAGCCCCGUCCAGGAGCACUGA
Molecule: messenger RNA, 1740 nt
Organism: Pipistrellus nathusii (Nathusius's pipistrelle)
Lineage: Eukaryota; Metazoa; Chordata; Mammalia; Chiroptera; Vespertilionidae
Source: the annotation of a GenBank genome assembly